AUGAAUGUGGCGAGAGAAGAUGUUAGCUGUACUUAUGGCAUCGCCAUAAUGGUGUGUACCAUCGCUGUAGCUAUGGAAUCAAUAUCAAAUGUCUAUUUGUUGGCCAUAACGGAAAUGGGAUAUAAUAGUACAUUAUUUGCCAUUCAAAGCUUGUCAUGGAGUAUGCCAAUUUUAAUAUACUUGAUUGUGGGACUAUUGUGCAAUAAAGUAGGAGUGGAGGUAUCGCGUGAGGAAAUUAGUUACAUUUAUGGCAUUGCCAUAUUAAUUUGUACCAUGUUUAUAAUGCUCGAAUCAGUGGCAGAUUUUUAUAUAGCGGCAAUAUCCGGCUAUGGCACACAUGUACUUGGAUCCAAAGGUCAUUUAACAUCGCUGCAUUCAAUGUUGUGGAUCUUGCCAAUGUUGAUAUAUCUAAUUACUGGAUUUUUAAUUAAUAACACAAGUAAAGAGUUACAAGCCUCCUACUUGAGUUCGCUUAAUGAUAUCGAAUUUCAGAAAUUUCGUAAUUUAUUGCUAUUUUAUGACGAAAUAAUGUGCAUAUCCUCGAAGGAAAUUAGCAGUAUUUAUGGUAUUCCAAUGUUGAUCUGUACGAUUGUCAUAAGUCUCGAAGCAAUAUCGAAUAUUUUCAUAAUUGCCAUAUUUGAGUUUGGAAAUAACCAAUUUACAUUUAUAAAUUCUGAAUUAAAAAACGGUGCCUUGAUUUCUUAUUUGAUAAUGCUGCCCAUGAGUUUUACAAUUUGUGGCAUUAUUGUAAUGAUGCAUAUUUGUGUCACCAAAAUCUUGGGUACUUGUCUGAAACUUAUAAAUAAUGAAAUGUGUAAAAUAAUGCAAACAAAUCGGUUACGUGAAAGUAAAAAACGUUUGCAUGAUUUGAUAAUGAAACGUAACAACAUAUUAAAUAUUUGUCAAUACGAAUUAAGUUAUAAAUUUGGUUUGGUAUUGUUACCCAUUGUGGCCUAUGCAAUGUUUUACAUUCCAUCCGGUCCAUUUUUUCUAAUAUCGGUAGUUUUUGAAACAAAAUUUGCAAAUGUCGCCGUAAUGAUUAUUCCCUAUAUUAUAACGUUAUUGUGGGAUGUGCCAAUGUUAGUAAUAUUUGUUAUGACGAUGACAUCGAAUAAUAUUCAAAAUGAGGCAAACAAGACAGCACAAAUCCUGGCCAGAAUUCCUCGUACCAAAACAAGUUUAGAUCAAAUGAUUGAUAAGUUUCUUUGGAAAAAUCUUCGCCCAAAGCCCAUUUUAACAGCAUAUGGGUUCUUUUCUUUGGAUAGAAGUACAUUAUUUAAGCUUUUUACAGCCAUUUUCACUUAUAUGGUCAUUUUGGUGCAAUUCAAAGAAAUGGAAAAUACAACAAAACUACUUAAUAAUCAAACAUAA
Messenger RNA from Calliphora vicina (urban bluebottle blowfly), 1371 nucleotides. RefSeq names its product Gustatory receptor 39a (gene Gr39a). The transcript is spliced from 7 exons. The record is from RefSeq and is a predicted model, not a curated record. Lineage: Eukaryota; Metazoa; Arthropoda; Insecta; Diptera; Calliphoridae. Bases 1 to 1371 code for a protein of 456 amino acids. Gene Ontology annotation, biological process: chemosensory behavior; sensory perception of taste; male courtship behavior. Gene Ontology annotation, cellular component: axon; neuronal cell body; membrane.